Fulvia fulva is the source of this 549-nucleotide messenger RNA. RefSeq lists its product as uncharacterized. The transcript is spliced from 2 exons. Bases 1 to 549 code for a protein of 182 amino acids. The record is from RefSeq and is a predicted model, not a curated record. Lineage: Eukaryota; Fungi; Ascomycota; Dothideomycetes; Mycosphaerellales; Mycosphaerellaceae.
AUGCGACUGUUGGAAGACAAGGGCUUCAUUAAGGGCUACGACACUUUCACUGAAGGAGAUAACGCUGGCAGGCUGCGAAGCUUGAAUGUCAUCCAUCCGGACUGCCUUGAGGUGUAUGCUGAAGCACUAGAGCUACUGGUUAUGGAUGUGACCUUCAAGACGAAUGUCUACAAUCGCAACGUGCUGAAUGUGGUGUCAGCUACGCCCAUGAAUAACACGAUGCCGUGGUUACGAGCCUACUUCGAGGAGCGCAAACUCCCUAUGCCGAAGGCAAUACUCAAUGACCGUGAAGAGGCGUUGCUCAACGCACUCGAUGAGGUGUUUCCAGAGACUCCAACGAUCCUAUAUGAAUGGCAUAUCAAUAAGGACAUCCAGGCUAAGCUUCACAAGCUCGGCGGCAACUUCGCACAGGUACCAAGGCAAGAUGUGGCGGGUAGGACUUAUUGGAUUGAGUCAGAGCUUAGCAAUCAAUUUAUGAGUGAUUGGCAAGUUGUAUUGAGGUCCACUGACGAGCAGUCAUUCGAGGAACAGCGUAAGGAGCUUCAUUAG